AUGAUUCCACUGUCAAAGGUGGAAGUUAUUGGAGACUCCAGGGACAGAAAAGAAUCUUUCCCUCUCUUUUCUUCUCCAUAUCUUUCUCUCUCAGUCUCUGUCGUUCUCUCAGUCUCUCUCUCUCUGCGUUCUCACUUCAUCUCUCUCUCUCUCUCUCCCUCUAUCUAUCUCUCUCUCUCUGUCACUCUCUUAUUUGAUCACGAUUUCUAUCUAUCUAUACUCUCUCUCUCUCUCUCUCUCUCUCACUAUCUAUCCCUCUCUAUUACUCCCUAUAUAUUUCUCUCCCUCUCUCUCCCUCUCUCUCUCACUAACUCUCUAUCUCUCUCCCUAACUUUCUGUCUCUCUCUCCCUCUAUCUUUCUCUCACUCUUUCUCACUCACUCUCAAUCUCUCUCCCUCAUUUUCUGACUCCCUCUCACUCUAUCUCUUUCAUAUUCUCUCUCACUCACUCUCUAUCUCUCUGCCUCACUUUCUCACUAUCGCUCUCACUUUCUGUUUCUCUCUUCAUCAACCUCUCCAUAUUACACGCACUCACUUACACACUGUUCCCAAGUAA
Acanthosepion pharaonis is the source of this 555-nucleotide messenger RNA. Lineage: Eukaryota; Metazoa; Mollusca; Cephalopoda; Sepiida; Sepiidae. The record is from the annotation of a GenBank genome assembly.